Messenger RNA from Cyanistes caeruleus (blue tit), 2749 nucleotides. Lineage: Eukaryota; Metazoa; Chordata; Aves; Passeriformes; Paridae. The record is from RefSeq and is a predicted model, not a curated record.
CCCCGGCCGGGUUGGGGCUGCAGGGGCGGAGCCGCGGUCGGCGGGUUUGUCUCAGAAUUUAGAUCUGUCUGUGACCGAUUCUACGAGUUGUGAAGGUGAUUCCAAAACCACCCUGAGGCAAAGACAGUUUCCCUUAUUCUGAAAAAGAGAAACUUUUUGAAGGUCCUGAAGUGACUCUCUGAAGACUUCGUUUUUGAAAAUUUAAAAAGCAAAAACAAUUCUGUUUUAAUAAAUGAAGGAGAAUAAAGAAAAUUCCAGCCCUUCUGUAAACUUGGCAAACCUGGACCAUACAAAGCCAUGCUGGUACUGGGAUAAGAAAGAUUUGGCACAUACACCAUCACAGCUUGAAGGGCUUGAUCCAGCUACGGAGGCACGAUACCGCAGGGAAGGGGCCAGAUUCAUAUUCGAUGUGGGAACACGUUUAGGGCUACAUUAUGACACUCUAGCAACCGGAAUAAUUUAUUUCCAUCGUUUUUAUAUGUUUCAUUCCUUCAAACAGUUCCCAAGAUAUGUGACAGGAGCCUGCUGUCUCUUCCUAGCAGGAAAGGUUGAAGAAACACCCAAGAAGUGUAAAGAUAUAAUUAAAACAGCUCGUAGCUUGCUAAAUGAUGUACAGUUUGGGCAGUUUGGAGAUGACCCAAAGGAAGAAGUGAUGGUACUUGAAAGGAUCUUACUACAAACAAUAAAGUUUGAUUUGCAAGUGGAACAUCCAUACCAAUUUCUUCUCAAAUAUGCCAAACAACUCAAAGGAGACAAAAAUAAAAUUCAAAAACUGGUUCAAAUGGCAUGGACUUUUGUCAAUGACAGUCUCUGCACUACACUGUCCCUGCAGUGGGAGCCUGAGAUCAUAGCUGUUGCAGUUAUGUACUUAGCAGGUCGUUUGUGUAAGUUCGAAAUACAGGAAUGGACAUCAAAACCUAUGUACAGACGAUGGUGGGAGCAGUUUGUCCAAGAUGUUCCUGUUGAUGUUUUGGAAGAUAUCUGUCAUCAGAUCCUGGAUCUAUACUCACAGGGAAAACAGCAAAUGCCUCAUCAUACUCCUCAUCAGUUGCAGCAGCCACCAUCUCUUCAGUCUACACCCCAGGCACCUACAGUACAGCAGUCACAGCAAUCCCAGAGUUCAGAGCAAUCCCAGACACAGCAGCAAAAAGAGUCUCAGCAGUCAGCGCAGCAACAGCAGCAGCAGCAGCAAACACAAGCACAGCAAUCCAAAAAACCCUCUCCCCAGUCAAGUCCUCCUAGACAGAUUAAGAGACCAGCAGCUGUAUCUCCAAAAGAAGAAACAAAGGCAGCAGUUUUAGAACUGAGUGUUAAAGACUUGAGAUUUGACCUGUGUUCUCAAGUAAUGUUUCCAAAUAUGGGAGGCAGUAUUCAGAAGCUGUUCUUGCCACUAUCCUUCAAAAAAAAAAAAUCUUCUUUUCCAGAGCGCAAGCCUCCUUUGACAACAGCAGUUUCAAUGGGAGAACCAGAGCAAUCUACUACUGUGGACUCAGUAGAUAUGCCAAAGGUCCAGAUCCCUCCCCCUGCUCAUCCUGCCCCAGUACAUCAACCUCCACCUCUGCCACAUCGUCCCCCACCCCCACCUCCCACCAGUUAUAUUACAGGGAUGUCUACUACAAAUUCUUACAUGUCGGGGGAGGGCUAUCAAAGUCUGCAGUCAAUGAUGAAAACAGAAGGACCAACAUAUGGAGCUUUACCACCGGCCUAUGGACCACCAGCUCAUCUACCAUAUCAUCCUCAUGUCUACCCUCCCAACCCUCCACCACCAGUUCCACCUCCACCCCCUGCUUCUUUCCCCCCACCCAAUAUUCCACCUCCUACUCCUGGAUAUCCUCCUCCACCCACAUACAACCCUAAUUUCCCACCUCCAAGACUGCCUCCAACUCAUGCAGUACCACCUCAUCCACCUCCAGGGCUGGGAAUGCCACCAGCUAGUUAUCCCCCUCCUACUGUUCCCCCAGGUGGACAGCCACCUGUACCACCUCCAAUUCCACCACCUGGUAUGCCACCUGUAGCAGGACUUGGACGUGCUACAUGGAUGAGAUAGCAUGAGGUCAUUUGCACGAUAUACCUUUAUGUUGAUUAGGCAGGAGUAGAUAGCCAAAACCUACAUUGUAAAGAUGAAGAGGAGGGUAAUCUGUAUAAUUUAGAGGAAGAAAUGAAAGUAAAUGAAAAUUUAGCUGAUCUGUUUGCAGUAUGGUUUAUGGUGAGUUAUAUAGGCUUCUAGAUUUUAAUCAGCUUUGCAGUAUCUAUUCUAACUUUAUACAUUUGACUUAAGUUUAAAUUGUCUUGACUUAUUCCAGCACUGGAUUACUUUGUACUAGCAAAACCAGCCAUAUUGGCUCAAUUAUAUCAGUAAGAAGAAAAUUUCCUUCUAGAAAUCAGUGCCUAUUUUUAAGUAUCAAAAUAGCCAGAUACUAUGAUAUUUGAUCUAUAAUAAGAAACGUCAUUUUUAAUAGUAAGUAAAACAACACGAUGUCAAGCAUAAAAGCUGCUUUAUUUAAGAGAGAUUCUGAGUGCUAGCUGACUGGAAUAAUUUUGAGGUGUUUGCCUUGCUGAUAGUUUUGGUUUGGAAUGUACUGGUAUCUUAAAAUAUUGUAUGUUUACACCUAUUUGCAAAUUCCUGUACAUAAUAUAUAUAUUUUCUAAGUGUGAAAGUCUGAAUGUAACAGCCUACUGUGAUGUACAUCAUAGUUAUAAAUGGGACUACUUUGUUCACUCUACCCAAAUAAAAUUGGUUCCAAAUUUA